AAACUCAGGCUUCCGCAUUUACUUGUCACUGUUUGAUGGUUAUUCAUAUGUGCUUUGGAAGGUUUAUAGCCAAAAUCAGACUGGACUCGUGAUAUGAAGUGAUCAAUAUUCUGUUCGUUCGUGGAGUACAGAUUGCGAAACGCACCUGUGGUACCAGAAAAACGACCACAUUGAACAUCGAGUGAUCCUAACGGUAUCCAAUUCGCACGGUGACUCGCCUUACCGGUGGACGCCAACAAUGGCAAGGCGUCAACGGCAAGUGAACGCCUGGUUGUUGGUGAACAGUGCGACGGGGGCGCUCUUAGCGCUGUCCUUGGUGACGCUGUGUAGCGGUCAUGGAAGGCUAAUCGAGCCGCCAAGCCGGGCCUCAGCCUGGAGGUACGGUUUCUCCACCCCACCGAAUUAUAACGAUCACGAGCUGUACUGCGGUGGGUUUAACCGGCAAUGGCAGCGGAAUGAGGGCAAAUGCGGCGUCUGCGGUGAUGCCUUCGACGUCCCUAAGCCACGUCCACACGAGUACGGAGGUAAAUGGGGUCAGGGAGUAGUGGUGAGAAAGUAUCGACCAGACCAGGUCAUAGCACUGCGAGUGGAACUAACGGCAAGUCACAUGGGCUAUUUCGAGUUUCGAAUCUGCGAUAGCGUGAAAGCUCAACAGGACUGUCUGGACAAACACGUACUCAAAAUAAUCAGCGGUACUCCGAAUGUUCCGAAUCCGAGCGAUUUGGGAACACGGUUUUACCCACGCAAUGGUAGCCGAAUUUACGAAAUGAAAGCGGAGCUUCCCCAAGGCUUCCAAUGUACAAAUUGUCUAAUUCAAUGGAAAUAUAUUGCCGGUAAUAACUGGGGAAUCUGCCCAGACGGGAAUGGAGCGGUCGGGUGUGGCCCACAGGAGGAAUUCCGAGCGUGUGCCGAUGUGUCAAUCGGAGAUAGCGACAGUGGAAAUCGUACUCCAUUGCGACCUGGCCAACGGCCAAGUCCAACGCGGGUACCAGCCAUCAAUCCAGAGCAAGGCUCAGCGGGAACCAACGAAACGGACGAAACCAGCGAAGACCAGCCACCGGGAGUCAAAUACAUGGGACCAUUGGUUGCCAUUCUGUCGCUUUUUCUGGUCCUAUGUGGAUUUGCUGCACUCUAUAUUUAUCACUAUCAUGGGGGGCGGAUAAAGGCGCUGAUGCGCUGGAAUCGAGACAAAAAUCAGAAGUUUCCACAGCACGUGGAGUCGAGCAUACCGAGCGUAGAAAAACCGCCCGUUCCACCGCCCAGAACCAAACGUCUCUCUCAACAAAUCCGCGAUAUCGAGGCUGAGGAGUCCAGUGUACUGACCGGAAGUAACAAAACCUCGCCCUUAUCGUCCCAACUAACAACGCUGAGUCGUGAUAGCAACAAACAGCAGCAGCAGUGAGCGAUGGAAGCAGCUGUCUGCGAAUGUUUUUUUAUUUAUUUUAUAAAUUAGUUUAGAGAGCAUUGUGAAAAUGGCGACUAGCGCCAACACUGACUGAUCACAAAAUCACAAAGCGCAAAAAUCGCUAGAGUUAGUAGUUAAGUAGUGACUGGCGCGUUUCCAACUAGUAGAAUACUCUUCCAUUGGGCGAAAGUUUAUAGAGCGCAAAAAAGCGGUUUGCAACUGCGGUGUCAAGAUAGCUAGUUAAGAAAGCUCACCGAUCGUAAAACCGAGACUGUUGGACGAAAAAUAAACGAAUAUAAAUGUGUAGUACUUCGA
This is a messenger RNA of Wyeomyia smithii (pitcher-plant mosquito), 1720 nucleotides long. RefSeq lists its product as uncharacterized. The transcript has 4 exons. The coding region runs from base 239 to 1402 and encodes 387 amino acids. Lineage: Eukaryota; Metazoa; Arthropoda; Insecta; Diptera; Culicidae. The record is from RefSeq and is a predicted model, not a curated record.